Chaetomium strumarium is the source of this 837-nucleotide messenger RNA. RefSeq lists its product as uncharacterized. Gene Ontology annotation, molecular function: catalytic activity. The transcript is spliced from 2 exons. The record is from RefSeq and is a predicted model, not a curated record. Bases 384 to 740 code for a protein of 118 amino acids. Lineage: Eukaryota; Fungi; Ascomycota; Sordariomycetes; Sordariales; Chaetomiaceae.
ACAGACUUAGCGCCGGCUGUCAGCCAGAUGCCCCCCCUCCAGUCCGUGGGGGGCAGCCGGAUGCCGCGUCGGCUUACCGUCGCACCGUCGCGCAGUGGCGAAGAUGCGCACCGAUUCGGACGGCUCGGAACAAGUAUGCUCUGCAAUUCAAGGGACGCGGAUUUGACUGGUGCCCUCGGACGUCAACCCGAUGCCUAUAUGCACUGUUGCAUUGCGAAGCGGACGAAGGAGCACGUGGUAACUACGAGUAGUAUGUAAACAGCCUGGCAACCACUACACAUGUACUAGGUCCGCAGUAAGCCCGCUGCAUAAGACACCACCAGACCCACUCACUCACCUUGUGCCGCGAUCCCGUCCUUGGGUCUGUCAGAGGAGAGCAUAAAAUGGAAGAGAAUACGCCCCUGUCGGUGCAUGUCAAGAUAACCGUAGACCCCGCCAAGUCCGAGGCCUUUCUCGCCGUCCUGCGCCCGCUCUUCGAAAAGGUGACGGCAGAGCCCCUCAAUAUUUUCUGCGAGGUGUACCGCGACGAGAAGAAUCCCGGCGUGUUCCGCAUUGUCGAGAACUGGAACGCCAGUCUGGAUUACAUGAUGAAUGUGCAGGUGAAAAAGGACUACUACAAACCCUAUCGCGAGGCAACCGAGUCGUUGUUCAUCAAGCCGCAAGAGGCCGAGAUUCUAAGUCGGAUGCCCGGUACAGACUGGGCAAGUGCCAAGAGGGAGUUCUACCCAGAAAGGGGUUGAUACAUGAUAGUGAUAGGGUCCAACAGGGAAUAUACAUUCUGCUAUGUGUAGCGCAGCAAUGCUAGAGGGGCGAUUAGGACCGCGCCUUCUAUAGUAU